AGUCUCUUCCCUCCUCUUCGCUCGGAAUUUCAUCUUACAAACAGAGACUGCUCGAAACAUCCCAAGCAAAUUUCACUAUUCUCAAAUGUUGCCGUAUCAGCAUACAGUCGGCCAACAGCCAGCACACGUCGGAGGAAGGACGAUUGAUGGGCCCCACCUCUCCGCUGGACAUAUGAUCAGCUACCCUUCACAUGUUCAAAGCCAGUACCAGCCUCAUGCGCACCGAGGAUUGAGUGUCUACGGUGUUCAUCCUUCGCCGAUCCAUCAAAUCGACGACAAGACCCGACGCACCGUUGCAUAUCCUUACCUUCCUGAGGCCAAACACUCUGCCUCUAGUCCUCUGCGAAGCCCCACUUCGCGCACUCACCCACACAGUCUUUCCCAAGUCGGUCACCUCCAUCAACGCUCUACUUCCGACGCUGCCUUUUCUGGUGCAUCUCCUGCAUCGCUUUCACGACGGGAUUGGAAUGCGUCUCAUCCUGCCUCUGCAAAGCAGCUCUCUUCUCCUACUGCUACGAGUCUCUCAUCGCCUUCCCUUACAUACACUGGCCAUAUCAAGACGUCUGCAGACGCCAUCCUGCUACUCGCGGCUUGCGACUUGCCUCCCAACGCCUCAGUCUCUGGAGCGUCAGGUCCUUCUCCUACCGGGUUCGCCUCGACGUCGGCUUCUCCCCCGCCUCGCCGAAUUCAACGACGUCUUUUAGAAGCGGAGCGCGUCGACCUGGUCAAGUCUGGCAGCGUCUUUGCCUGGGACGAGGACGAAGCUGGCAUGCGUCGAUGGACAGAUGGUCGAUGCUGGAGUGCUAGUCGUGUCAGUGGCUGCUUCCUCACCUACCGCGAGCUUGAGGCCCGCAAGAGGUCGCCGAACGAUCCCACUGGUCCACGCACCAAUCAAUACAAGGUCGAUGGGUUGAUUAAGCAGUCCUUCAGUAUGAUCACCACUUCCGGACGCAAGGUACACAUUGUAUCGUACUACACCAAGAAGGAUCUUCGUGAGGGCCGUCUCGGCAGGGUCAGCGAAGACCCACGCUUCGUCGGCGAAGCUGGAGGCGAGUGGGGUCUGCACAUCGACGAGGAGGAAUACCCUGAUCCCGUCGCUGCUCUUGACACUCCCUCAGGCGGCCAUGAUGGUCAGUCGGUCGGCAAUGAAGAAGACAGCCCUGACAGCCCCGCGACGGCCAACGAAAGCGCCCAUCCUUCAUCGACACCUGCCGCGAGCCGAUCAACACAGGCAACUGGGACAUCUGUAGGCCAAUAUCAGAUUUCGUCUGUAUUUGCGUCUACCUCCCCUUCGCUCGCCGUCGCACAGUCGGCUUCGCUGAAGCGACCCAUGGAAGGUGCAGACGGGCUCAACCAGUCCUCCAUGAGUGCGAAUCGUCCACCACUCAAGCGACUCAGGUCGUCUUCGACCGGCGAGCUGAAGCGACUCCGUCUAGGUGGAGGCGCUAGUGGGUCUGGCACUCUCCUGACCGAGUCAAAUAUGCGCGAUGCUGGUUUCGAGACUGCACACGACCAACAGCAACGGCAACAUGAGCAGCAGCACUACGUCCGUCGAACACAACUUGGCGGCGAUUCCACUCCUCAACAGAUCCCUUCUGCGAUGCAAGCGGAACGUGACGGCAGUGCAGCUGCUGGUGCUCUUCUCAGUCUGCGCCUCAAUGGUCCGUCAACGGUCGCUCGCGAUUCUGCCUUGCCUCGGCCUAGCUUUCUUGACACUCUGAUGGGUGGCCAACUCAGCACGAGCUCACUAAGUGCAUCGACUCCGAUGUCUACCGGCACUCAUCCCCGGCUUUCCUCCACCCGUAGCUACGUGGACUCUGGCAAUGAAAGUGGCAGUGGAGGAACACCCCUGACCACGCCGGAAGAGAGAUCGCCGACUAGCAAGGGCCCCGUCAAGGAGACGGCGUCUUCAUCAGAUGUGCGACGCCGAUCCGACGGCGCUAUGCCCAUCGGUAUCAGGAGCGACUCAGAUAAAGACGCACUGUCUAGAUUUGGCGUAAGACUAUGACAUCACGCCUCAAUGGUCGCCGUCAGCUCUCAUGGGUAGCUUGCCAAUGUCCUGCAUCACAAGUCGGCCCCUCGGCUUUGCACGGUUCCCACCAUUCUCUCGUCAGUGUCGACUCAGACAUCACACUCGUUAGUAC
This is a messenger RNA of Microstroma glucosiphilum, 2144 nucleotides long. RefSeq lists its product as hypothetical. Gene Ontology annotation, molecular function: DNA binding. Bases 86 to 2008 code for a protein of 640 amino acids. Lineage: Eukaryota; Fungi; Basidiomycota; Exobasidiomycetes; Microstromatales; Microstromataceae. The transcript has a single exon. The record is from RefSeq and is a predicted model, not a curated record.